Messenger RNA from Prosopis cineraria, 2039 nucleotides. RefSeq names its product heat stress transcription factor A-1b-like. The transcript is spliced from 3 exons. Gene Ontology annotation, molecular function: RNA polymerase II cis-regulatory region sequence-specific DNA binding; DNA-binding transcription factor activity. The coding region runs from base 215 to 1705 and encodes 496 amino acids. Gene Ontology annotation, cellular component: nucleus. Gene Ontology annotation, biological process: regulation of transcription by RNA polymerase II. The record is from RefSeq and is a predicted model, not a curated record. NCBI's taxonomy places the organism in Eukaryota, Viridiplantae, Streptophyta, Magnoliopsida, Fabales, Fabaceae.
UGAUACUCGGAAGUGUCAGAGAAACGAAGUUGCCAGUUUCCCUUUCCUCUCCCUGGACUGAAUAGAAAAAUCCCUAAAAAUACCGAACAAAAACCCUUUCCCCGCCAGUCCACUCUUAUCUCUCUCUUAUCCCUCCGUUACUCACGUUACAGAGAGUCUCCUUGAUCUAUAUUCCAUCGGGAUUCUUCCGAUUCCAUUUCGCCUUCUUUUUACAAUGAUGGAUGGAGUUCAUGGCAGUGCGGCGAGUUCCGCGGCGGCAAAUAUGAAUUCUCCGCCGCCAUUCCUCAGCAAGACCUAUGACAUGGUCGACGAUCCUUCCACAAACUCGGUGGUCUCAUGGACUGAAAAUAACAACAGCUUUGUUGUUUGGGAUGUGCCCGAAUUCGCUAGGGACAUCUUGCCCAAGUAUUUUAAGCACAACAAUUUCUCCAGCUUCGUCAGGCAAUUGAAUACUUACGGUUUUAGAAAAGUCGACCCAGACCGCUGGGAAUUUGCAAAUGAGGGAUUUUUAAGGGGUCAGAAACAACUUUUGAAGAGUAUCAGUAGGAGGAAGCCUACUCAAGUGAAUGGUAAUCAACAGCCAUCUCCAGCACAGAACAAACCUGUUGGGGCAUGUAUUGAGGUUGGAAAGUUUGGGCUUGAGGAAGAGGUUGAACAAUUGAAAAGGGAUAAGAAUGUUCUUAUGCAAGAACUUGUCAGGCUGAGACAACAGCAGCAAGCAACUGAUAACCAGUUGCAAGGUGUUGGGCAACGUGUGCAGGUUAUGGAGCAGCGUCAGCAACAAAUGAUGUCAUUUCUUGCAAAGGCCAUGCAAAACCCUGGAUUCUUGGCACAGUUUGUACAGCAGCAGAGUGACAGUAACAGACAUAUUACUGGAGGCAAUAAAAAGAGGAGGCUCCACAGACAGGAAGAAGAUGCACUAGCCUCUGAGCAUCUCUAUAAUGCUGUUGAUGGACGUGUUAUUAAAUAUCAACCUUCUAUGAAUGAGGCUGCAAAAGCAUUAUUGCGCCAGAUAUUGCAAAUGAAUGCUUCUUCAAGGAGGGAAACAUCAAUAAGUAACCCUGAUGCUUUUCUCAUUGAUGAUGCUCCUUCUGCCAUUGCAUUAGAUAGUGGGAGUUCCUCUAGUCGGGCUUCAGGAGUGACACUUUCUGAGGUUCCGCCCACUUCUUGCCAGUCUUAUAUGGCAGGGCAAUCACAAUUGCCUGUUAAUCGUGUUCCGGAGAUGCAAUCUUCCAGUGCUAUGUUGACUGACCCUGCUAAAGUAGCUGAAUUCCCGGGAUUAAAUUUGCAUAAUUGCCCAGAGAAUUUUUUGGGUAUUGGUGAAGUCCAAACAGAGAGCAGUUUAGUGAAUCCUGACCUCGCUUUUGGGGGGCCUGACACUGGGAAUGCAGGGGAUAUAGACAUGAUGUCAGCAGUUUUGGAUGGGACAGAGUCUGUAGAUGUAGAAGCUGAUGCCUUUUCACCUGAUCCAGAUGGAAUUUCAAAGCUCCCAAGCAUUAGUGAUGUUUUCUGGGAACAGUUUUUCACAGCAAGUCCGCUUACGGGUGAUACAGAUGAAAUUAGUUCUCCCUCUCUUGGAGAUGGUUUGACCGAGGAAGGGGAACCUCCAUCUAGAAAGGAGAAUGGACAGGAAAUGUUGGAUAAGAUAAAACAUAUUGAUCAUCUUACUCAACAGAUGGAACUUCUAGCUUCCAGCACUUCGUAAUUGUAUUUAUCUUUCUUGCCCAAAAAGCUGAGCAGAACAAAGUCAUCUACACCUACAUCUACAUAAAGACACCUGACAGAUAUAACCAAAUUCUGAGAAUACUGUUCUCUUCCCUUCAAUCUGCUUAUCUGCAUUUGUGUUGUGUUUUGUUUGGCAAAAAUCCAACCAAACUUAAAUGAACUAUAGCCCUGGCUUUAUGUAGUUCGAUAGGCUGUGUGCUUGAUCAUUACCCUAACAAGUUAUGUUGCCUCUGCUUCCUAUGGUUGUGAUAUUUUAUUUGGGUGGAUGAUGUUGCGUUUUAAUAUUUAGUUUUCCCACCCUUCCUUUUCCUUUC